UUGUUUUUUUUCAAUAAUGCCAAAAUCGGCAUCAUUUGGCAAAUAUGAAUGCCCUGAUACCAAAAAUUUGUAGUUAAUAGUCUCUACAUUCAUAUCAGGAUCUUGAACUAAUUUUAGUAAUGUAAGAGCCAUUUAUAUGUUCCUGUUUUGUCCAGUACAUGAAUCUGAGUAUAAAAUGUGCUUAUAAUGCACGACUUCCUCUUUCAAGUGCUUAUCAAUGCAAGAAGCCACAUUGUGAGAUCCUCGACCGCCUGUUGUUUCAUCAAUCAUACAUGUGCAUAAAUCCCGUUUGUUUAUUAAAAGAAUGAAUGCCCAGGUUAUACAAAUACAUAUACACUCUUAAAGGCUACUGUAAAUAUUUCAUUAAUUUAUGACCACUUUCUGAAGGAGAAAGUAUAAAAAAAGGUUGUUACCCCCAGUGUUCCGAUCACUAAAAAAUUGACUUUAGUAAGUAUACUUACUAACGCAAAAAAACGAAAACAAAAGACAAAUAAAACAUAAGAUGAACAAAACUUUAAUGGACUAAAAAUUAAAGAGCUUUUAAUGUGAGAAAACUUAUGUUCACGUCUCAAUGCUAACACAAUUAAAGAAAUAAAUUCUGUACUGCAUUACACUAACUUUUAUUUAUUUAUUUGUUAAGUAACAUAUUUCAAUCUUCUGACGAUGUUGUUGUAUAGUUUAUGUUGUCUUUUAAUCAUUAACUAAAAAUCACGUCUUUCCAACGUAAAUCAGAUUUGCAAAAUAUUUGUCAACUUUGAACCCUCAUAACUCAAAACUUGUCCAAUGGACUUAUUUCGUUAUUGUACUGAACACCCCACAUAUCAAUUAAUAUCUUAGGCAUUCGGUUAAAAAGGAAGAAGCGUAUAUGUCAACAUUUUUAUGUAUAUCUUAAAUUGGGGUGAUCUAAUUAGGUGUUGGUAAACAAAAUUGCUUUCAAUUAAAGUGUUUUAUUAUUUUUUAGUUUUAUUUCAGUCCCACCUACAAAAAUCACAUACAACACAUGACUUACGUCAAAAACCUGCUGCAAAAUAUUACAAAAGCAGGUGGGAGCAAGUAACAUCACUCGGCUGACGGAUAUCAAACUCUAAUAGUGAUUUUCCCGUAAUUAUGUUGACUGAAGAGUCCAUCUCGCGUUUUUACCAAAAACCUGGUUGUACGAGUGCGAAAAAAGCCGAACUCCUUUUGAAACUCCAGGAGAAGAAUGAGAAAUUGUUCGAUUUGGAAACCGAGCUUUGCUACUACGUUGAAACAACAGCCCCCUUGUUGCCCAAUGACAAGACUUUGAUCAAAUGGCUCUUGAGCGACCCCUUCCAGCCCGACAAUCUGUCCGAAACGCCUCACUUGUCGGAAGGGGACUCAAGUGUGAUUGUGGAAGUGGGGCCCAGAUUUAGUUUCUCCAUCGAAUCGACGAAUGCUGUUUCCAUUUCACGGAAUGUGGGGCUGUCGCACGUGGUGCGAGUGGAAGUCUCGAGACGGUAUAAACUUGUCUUCCAUGGGACUGUGUCCAAAGUUGACGAAAUUGCGUCGGCUUUGUACGAUCGCAUGACUGAAUGUCGCUACACGCCUGAGAGUUUUCCCAAGAUGAGUUUUAACGAGAAGUUGGUCAAAAAGGAGGAUAUUAGGGAGAUUGAUGUGAUGAAGGAGGGCGAAGUCGCUGUUAAAGAAAUAAAUGAUGACCUAGGUUUAGCUUUCGACGAUACCGAUUUGAAAUACUAUACGAAUUUGUUUAAAAAUGUGCUGGAACGAAAUCCGACCAAUGUUGAGCUGUUUGAUUUGGCGCAAUCGAACAGUGAACACAGUCGGCAUUGGUUUUUUAAGGGAAAAAUGGUUAUUGAUGGAGUGGAACAUAAGGACUCUCUUAUUGACAUGAUUGUCGAUACACAGAAUCACUCCAAUCCGAAUAAUGUUAUCAAGUUCAGCGACAAUAGCAGUGCUGUGAAAGGUUACGUCCAUCGCAGCCUUCGCCCCGUCACCUUAGGUACCACCAGCGAGCUUCGCGAAAUCAGCACCGAAUCUCACCUAAUUUUUACCGCCGAAACGCACAAUUUUCCCACCGGUGUGGCCCCAUUCAGUGGCGCCAUCACUGGAACCGGUGGCCGAAUCCGCGAUGUUCAGUGCGUCGGACGCGGCGGUUAUUGCAUUGCCGGUACAGCCGGUUAUUCAGUCGGUAAUCUCAACAUACCCGGUUAUAACCUUCCAUGGGAAGACUCCAAGUACGAAUAUCCGAACAAUUUCGCGCCCCCGCUUGAAAUUCUAGUCGAAGCUAGUAAUGGAGCUUCCGAUUACGGAAAUAAGUUUGGAGAACCGUUGAUUAGCGGUUUUGUACGGUCAUUCGGAAUGGUGGAUGCAGCAGGAGAGAGAAAAGAGUGGAUCAAACCGAUUAUGUUUAGUGGAGGAAUCGGGACAAUGGAAGCCAACAUGACGGAGAAAUGUCCCCCAAAAAAGGGGCACCAGAUUAUUAAGAUUGGAGGACCAGUUUAUAGAAUUGGAGUAGGAGGAGGAUCCGCUAGUUCAGUGGAGGUCCAAGGGGACAAUAAGGCCGAACUUGACUUUGGCGCAGUGCAGCGAGGUGACGCCGAAAUGGAACAGAAACUGAAUCGAGUGGUGCGUGCGUGUCUCGAAUUGGGAAAAGACAACCCCAUUGUCAGUAUCCACGAUCAAGGCGCUGGUGGCAACGGAAACGUACUUAAGGAACUCGUUGAACCAGUUGGUGGUAUAAUCUACGCCAACAAAUUUGAAUUGGGUGACCCCACUAUCAACGUCCUUGAACUAUGGGGCGCCGAAUACCAAGAAAACAACGCCCUCUUGUGCGAAAAAGAAAAUUUAGAACUGUUGAAAAACAUAUGCAAACGCGAACGAUGUCCAAUAAACAUUGUUGGUGAGGUGACCGGAACCGGAAGAGUCGUUCUGGCCAUGGACGAAUCGCAGAAAGUCGUUCCGUUCAAUUUAGAAUUGGCGCACGUAUUAGGGGAAAUGCCACAGAAAGUGUUUAAACUGGAACGCAAAACGCCCCUUCUUAAAGAACUGACACUUCCCGACGCUCUCUCGAUUUACAGCACAUUGGAGCGCGUCCUGCGUUUACCGUCAGUGUCCAGCAAACGCUACCUUACCAAUAAAGUUGACCGUUGCGUUACCGGUCUCAUAGCUCAACAACAAUGCGUCGGUCCGCUUCACACCCCUCUUGCCGAUGUUGCCGUCACUGCAAUUUCUCAUUUCGGUUACGAAGGUAUAGCGUCAUCUAUCGGUGAACAACCAACCAAAGGACUUGUGAAUACUGCAGCCGGUGCUCGUAUGACAGUCGCCGAAGCCCUCUCGAAUCUUGUUUUCGCACUAAUUAGUGACAUUCGUGACGUCAAAUGCAGUGGCAACUGGAUGUGGGCGGCGAAAUUGCCAGGAGAAGGCGCCGCCCUCUACGAUGCUUGUAAGGCCAUGUGCGAUAUCAUGUCAGGCCUUGGAAUUGCGAUAGAUGGCGGUAAAGACUCUCUAAGUAUGGCGGCGAGAGUUGGUAGAGACAUUGUUAAGGCACCCGGAACUUUGGUCGUUUCGACUUAUGCUCCAUGUCCGGAUGUCCGGAAAGUAGUAACUCCGGAUUUGAAAGCACCAGCGAUCGGAAAAGUUGGGCAUUUGUUGUUUGUUGAUUUGUCGCAUGGGUAUAAUAGACUAGGUGGCGCUGCAGUCGCACAAGUUUUUGGACAGUUGGGCAAGGAAAGUCCCGAUGUGGAUAAUGUAGAAGAGUUGAAAAAUGCAUUUAUCGCAACGCAGAAAUUGAUAAGAGAUGGCGCUAUUCAAGCCGGACAUGACGUCAGCGACGGUGGCUUGAUUGUUUGUUUAUUGGAAAUGUCUUUCGCUGGAAUUAGCGGAAUGGAAGUCCAAAUCGGUCACAAACAAGGAAAGACAAUACCGAUUUUGUUUAAUGAGGAAGCGGGCUGGGUUUUAGAAGUGUUGGAGGCUGAUUUAAAUCAUUGUAUGGAUGUUUUCCAGAAACAUACAGUACCAGUCUACACAAUCGGCAAAAGUAUCGGUUGCGGAAUCGAUUCGAAAAUCAGAAUUUCAGUCAACAACGCAUGUAUCGAAAGCACAGUGUUGCCACUCAUGCGCAUGUGGGAGGAGACUAGCUACAGAUUGGAGCUUUAACAAACGACCAAAUCGUGUGCCGACUCUGAAUACAACUCGCUAACAUCACGAAAACGCCCUGUGUAUAAACUAACUUUUGACCCGGACGCAAAAUCUGUCCUUAAAAAGUCGACACUUGUGAAAGUCGCUGUCUUAAGAGAGGAAGGUACAAAUGGCGAUCGAGAGAUGGCAGCGGCUCUAGUUCGAGUGGGAUUCAAAGUUUGGGAUGUAACGAUGCAAGAUUUACUUAGCGGAAAGGUGGAUUUGGCCCAAUUCCGCGGGAUUGUAUUCCCCGGAGGUUUUAGUUAUGCCGAUGUUUUGGGCUCGGCUAAAGGCUGGGCUGGAAGUAUCCUCUUCAAUAAAACAGUUAAGGAGCAAUUUGACCGGUUCUACGCCCGGUCUGAUACUUUCAGUCUUGGUGUGUGCAACGGUUGCCAACUUAUGGCCAUGAUAGGGUGGGUUGGUGAACUCAGUGCUGACAACACUCCGAACAUUGUCCUUAAACACAACGUUUCCGAACGAUUCGAAUGUCGGUGGAGUACAAUCCGAAUCGAAAAAUCCCCCGCCAUUAUGUUGAAAGAUAUGCACCAGUCUGUCUUUGGUGUGUGGUCCGCACACGGUGAAGGCCAGUUUACUUUCAAAAAUUCGUCGGUUUAUGAUGAUUUGGUUAAGAAUCAUUGCGUCUGUUUGCGAUUCACAGACGACGAGGGGAAUCCCACUGAAACGUAUCCAAUGAACCCCAACGGCAGCAUUGCCGGUACUGCAGGGAUCUGCUCAAAAGGUGGCCGCCAUUUGGCCAUGAUGCCACAUCCUGAACGUUGUGACCAAUCGUAUUUGUGGCCAUACAUGCCGCCAAGUUGGCAACACUUCCAGAAAAGCCCCUGGGAAAAAAUGUUCCGAAACGCUUACGAAUGGUGUUGCAGUUAACCUUUUUCCUGCGGGAGACUUAAGCAGAGGACCGUCUCCAUACCGUGUUACGCAGCAAAUUAGACCUUACGUCUUGCAGUGAUAAAAGUAAUGUUUUUUAUGUUGAAAUUAAUAAAAAAUCUUGUUAUUUUGUUUA
This is a messenger RNA of Tribolium castaneum (red flour beetle), 5176 nucleotides long. RefSeq names its product phosphoribosylformylglycinamidine synthase. Lineage: Eukaryota; Metazoa; Arthropoda; Insecta; Coleoptera; Tenebrionidae. Gene Ontology annotation, biological process: 'de novo' IMP biosynthetic process. Gene Ontology annotation, molecular function: phosphoribosylformylglycinamidine synthase activity. The record is from RefSeq and is a predicted model, not a curated record.